Drosophila arizonae is the source of this 1743-nucleotide messenger RNA. It is a transcript of the gene SmydA-4, whose product is annotated as SET and MYND domain containing, arthropod-specific, member 4. The record is from RefSeq and is a predicted model, not a curated record. NCBI's taxonomy places the organism in Eukaryota, Metazoa, Arthropoda, Insecta, Diptera, Drosophilidae. Gene Ontology annotation, molecular function: protein binding.
AAACAAACAAUCGAGAUGCCAGCAAGAAAAAAAACCAGGCGCCAGCAGCAGCAAGGCAGGAGCCGGCAGAGGGACACACAGGAGCAGCCAAAGGCGCAGCAGCAGCAGCAGCAGGAGGAGCCGGCGCCAGCCUACCGAGUGGAGCACUCGGAGCUCUACGGGCGCUACCUGGUGGCCAACCGCGCGCUGCCCGCCGGCGAGCAGCUCAUCAGAGAGCAGCCCCUAGCAAUCGGACCCUGCGUCAGCUGCGAGCCCGUCUGCCUGGGCUGCUACCAGCCGGUCCAGCUGGGGCCGGAGCAGUGCCGCUGCAAGGGCUGCGGCUGGCCGCUGUGCGCCGCCGACUGCCGCGGACUGGGGCAGAGCAGCGGGCACAGCCGCGAGGAGUGCGAGCUGUACGGCCGGCGGCGGGCGCAGGCGGCUGAGCUACUCAAGGAGAGCACCUCGCCCGACGCGGUGCGGGAUCUGUACGAGCUGGUGCUGAUAGUGCGCAUCUUGCUGAUGCGGAAGCACCAGCCGGAGAAGUACGCCAAGGUACGGCUGAUGGAGUCGCACACGGAGCAGAGGCGCGAGAACCUCACGCUCUGGCAGCACUAUGAGAAGAAAGUCGUGCAGCGACUGCUCCACGAUUGGCAGCUGGCCCAGGAGCUGAGUGGGCUGGAGCCGGCGGAGAUGCACGAGAUCUGUGGCAUUCUGGAUGUGAACUGCUUUGAGAUUGGGCAGCGAGGGGGCAAGGCGCGUACGCUAUAUCCGAGCGCCUUUCUGCUCGCGCACGACUGCCGACCAAACACAUCGCACACGGACGAUCCACUGGACUACUCGAUCAUCCUGCGGACGUCCCGUUCGGUGCGCGAGCAGGAGACACUGACGCUCAGCUAUGCGUAUACGCUGCAGGGCACCUUGAAGCGUCGCACCUUCAUCCAGGGCGGCAAGCUGUUCUGGUGCCAGUGCCAGCGCUGCGCCGAUCCCCGUGAGCUGGGCAGCGACUGCAGCGACCUCGUCUGCAAAAUCUGUCGAACAGGCAGCAUUCGAGCCACAGAGCCGCUCAAGCAGGAGGCCGACUGGGCCUGCGAUCGCUGUGCUCAUCGCAUCGAGUCGGUGCAAGUGGAGCGCCUCUUGGAUCACAUCAAUGAAGAUCUCGAGUCCAUCGAUGUCCACGACAUUCCCGCCUUGGAAAACUUUCUCAUACGAUAUCGCGAGGUGCUGAGACCCAAUCACUAUCUCCUGCUGUCCGCCAAGUACUCGCUAUGCCAGAUUUAUGGCCGUGUCGAGGGAUAUUUGCUGCCCGAGCUCUCGCCACAGGAUAUUGAGCGCAAGGAGCGCUACUGCCGCGAAUUUCUGGCUGUCGUUGAUAUACUCGAGCCGGGUCUAACCCGACUGCGCGGUCUCAUCAUGUACGAGUUGCAUGCGCCGAUCAUGGUGCUCGCCCAGCUGGGCAUGCAGAGCGGUCGCAUGUCGCGCCAGGAGUUCCAGAGGCGCAUCAAGGAGGUCGUGCGACUGCUCAAGGAGAGCGCACACAUUCUGCAGCUGGAGCCACCCGGUUCUAGCGAGCACGAAAUGGGCCGAGCCGCAGCUGAUGCCUUGGCCAAAAUAAAUGCACAGCUGUAGGGCAGAGAGCCUGUACGAACUGGGCGACGGGCCGAAUGGACUAUAUAUAUAUAUAUAUAUGAUGAUGAAUGAUAUUGAUGGAAUUGUAAAGUGUUUUGAAAAGACCUGAAAAGUAAUAGAGACUUUGCUAUAUUUCAA